AUGAAUUCCUCCCCCCCCGCCCCCGAGCCCCCCCCCGGCCCUCUGCAGCUCUGGCAGGAGGAGAACCAGACCCAAGGCGGGCUCUGGAACGGGAGCCAGGAGCUGGGUUGGGAAGAGCUGGAGAAGAUGCUCUUCCUCUUCGUGAAGGAGCCCGUCACCAUCAGCCUCACGGCGAUGUACCUGGUGUCUUUUGUGGUGGGCUUCGUGGGCAACAUCAUGUCCAUCAGGGUGCUCACCCGCAAGCGCCGGAGUCGGGUACCCAGCCUGAGCGCCACCCGCAGCCUCCUCCUCAACCUGGCGGUGUGCGACCUCAUGGUGGUGUGCAUCUGCAUGCCCAUCACCGUGGGCAACCUUAUCUACAAAGCCUGGGUGUACGGGGAUUUCCUCUGCCGGGCAGUGCCCUUCAUCCAGGCUGUUUCUGUCUCCGCCAGUGUCCUCAGCCUGACCGUCAUCAGCGUGAACCGGUACUACAGCGUGCACAACCCACUCAACGCCCGGUCUUUCUUCACCCAGAAGAGGAUCCUCAGCACCAUCCUGGUGGUGUGGUUGUUGUCCUCGGGGAUAUGCAUGCCCCUCAUCUUCAUGAACAAACGGGAUGAGAUUGGGGUGGUGGAGGGCUUGCCUCUGGUGUUCUCCAUCUGCAGGGAGAUCUGGCCUCAGGAGAGGCUCAAGCAAGCCUACAACUUUCUGCUCUUCUGUGCCCUCUACUGCCUGCCCGUCCUGUUCAACAUGGUCAUCUGCUUCCUCACGGUGCGCCGGCUGUGGAGCCGCAGCAGCCGGCUGAAGGAGAGCACUGCCCUCAACCGAUCCCUGCCGGCUUCCAGGCUGAAGAUCCGGAAGAAGGUCGCGCAGAUGGUGGUGGCCUUGGUCCUGCUGUUUGCAAUCUCCUGGCUGCCCGUCUACCUGAUGGACAUCUGGAUUGAUUUCAACAUCCCCAAAUCUUUGCAGGAUGUGACUCCUUCUCCUUGGAUCCUGCAGCUCAGACCUUUUGCCCAGUGGCUUGGCCUAACCAAUUCCAGCCUCAACCCUAUAUGCUAUUGCUUUGUUGGGAACCUCUACAGGUCAGCCAAGGAAAUGAAGAGCAAAUACCACCAAAGAAUGGUCUCCCUCUUUAACUUCUCUCUGUCUGAAGGGACAACUCGCUCCUCAGCCCCAGAGCUGCUGUCUUACCGGAGUUCAAUGGAGUCUGCAAGGAAAGGACCCUCCGCCACCCCCACCAUGGGCAGGAGAUGUCAGGGAGGUCAUGGCCGCAAGAACAAGUGUGGACGCUUGAACUCCUGCCAGCACCCACCUCUGAACACUGUCUCCAGCGAGAACACUUCCUUGUAAUUCUGCUCAGGAAGUGCAUCGCAUACCCUCAUCUGCAUUUAAUGACUCUUUAGAGGUCUUUCCAAACCGGCUAUUUUAAUGAUGGAAAAAAACUUUCUUCUAAUCUCUCCCAUCACCAGUUCCAAAAUACCAAGACAGGGAAAGAAGCAAGUAACGAUGAUGUAUUCUAACUCAGAUCAAGUCUUAAGACAAAUGAUUUUUACUGGGGACAACUAGAUGUGUAGCCUGUUGCCCAGUCAACAGUCACAUAAUUAGAUAGAUCAACUUCCCAACGAGCGAGCCCUCCCCGCAGCUCCGUCUCUGCAUGCAGGGAUACUGUUUGGAUACAGCAACGGUUUGGCGGCUGGCUGCUCACCCUGCGCUGAUAAAGAGCAGUAAAAGAGGCACUCUUCGCUCCAAAUCCAUCAGUUGUAGUUGCAAGCAGUGAAGAAAUGCUAGAAACCGCAUCAUAAAAAGUAAUAGCAGUGGCGAAUUUCACACACUUUACCACUUGAGAUUUCAUUGUCUGACCGUAUUGUUUCACUCCUCCACACAAAUAAAUUCUCCUGAUGUGAAGAGGCAGUGCCAGAAGUACUAAAGCGACCAUCACCAUUCCACACGUGGGAAUUCAGAAGGAAUAAUGUGGCCUUGGAGGUGAUUUAGGAAAUGCAAUAGGAAAAUAUUCUUUGGGCGUCAGCUUGCUUUCUUGCAGCUAUGUUCCUGUGGGUAGAAUGGAAAGAACCGGGCAUCUAUUAACAUGAUUUGCACUUGAAAAACCAACCCUUGUUCAGCUGUGUCUGUACCAAAGUCAAUGGCAUGUGAAAAUAAAAAUAGAAAGUGGUUUAUAGCUAAUAAAAUCAGAAUCUACUAAUGCAAUGCUCUUUGUCUGGGAAGGAGAGAAUCAAAGUGCUUGCUUUUCCUGAGAACCAGAAGUAGGUUAAAACCUAUUUUUUCCAUCAUCUCCUUUAAAGGAGGCUUUGAUAAAUAAAUGGUAUACUUUUAUUAUGUUAGCAUCGAAAGGCACCACUAAAGCUCGAAAAUCCUAUUGCAAUGAGCAAAAGGAGACCUUUCUCCCAAAGAUCUAAGUGAAAACACAUCAGACCAGGCAACAGGUGGGAGGAAAAAAAAAUGCAACAAAGACCCAAAAGGCUGGAAUGAAACUAGGGAUCAGCCCCUUCCCUGUGCUGGCCCAGUGCUGUGGAGAGGACGGAUGCACACCGUCUCCUGGUGCCAGAGGAGCCCGUGCCGUGGCUACCUGUGUACCAGCACCCGCUGCAGCAGGGCUCACUCUCUUAGCAUGCCCCAAAAGGAACGCAGCAGCCUUCCUGGGAGAGGAUUUAACAUUUAAUGGAACUCAGGUUUUGAUGGCUGGGGGGGGCUUUUUUGUAUUACUGAGCAGGGAAUGAUAUUCUGGGGAGUCUAAGUUUCAAAUAAUAUCCUCCUGCCUUCUAGAGAGCUUUUGCUCACAAAAAAAUAGAGGCAAAAAAUAGCCGUUCAACCCGACAGUAUUCCCACCUUUGUAAUGAUUGUUCAGAAACAUUUUCCAUUAACAAUAAUCUGCCUGGAAAACAAAAGAUUCCUCCUUAACAAGCAGUGCCAUCCACAAUUUGUAUUCUCUUUUUGUGCGAAUGAGAAAGAAAUUACAAGUACGCAGAUUUACUUUGGGUGAGAAAUGGCUUUUAUGUGUGCUGGGAGAUGAGAACAUCUGCAUUUUUGCAGUUGAUAUAGGAGUGUACCUACUGCCUGAUCUUUUAGUAGCUGCGGAGAAGAGCCUGUGGAGAUUUUAUUUCCUCUUUCAAGGCAUAUUUUCAGGGCUGGCAAAACGUGCCAGGCUGAGGAGCAUUAAAAGCUCGCUCUGAAUGCCCACUGACUCCAGGUCCUGUGAACAGAUGUCCUCCCCCCGGACCAGACGUGACACAAUACUGAAACGUCCCUGCAUUGCCCAGACCAAUGUAUUUAGCCCUGCCCUGAAUAAACCACAACAAAAGGACUGCAGAGAUGCCAGAUCAGCUCCAUCCCAUGUGGUGUCCCGGCUCUGAAAUGAUGUGAAGGUGCAAGAAAUCCACAUUUUAAAGUAUCCCAGAAGAAAUUACUAUUUUUUUUCCCUCUCAGUUCAUAGCUGAUGCCUGGAUCCUGCCCUGAGUCUCUGUACCCUCCACGGAGGCAGAAAUACCAGGGAUGGUGUGUUCUCCUGAACGUGCCUGUGCCUUCCCCUCCUGACGCUGAUGCCCCUGCCUUUCUCCAGCCCCACAGCACUCCUGACCACCGAGAUACACGGUGGCAAGGGCCACUCCCACCAGGCAAGGUCGCCUCCUCUUCACACUUUUAGAUGUAUUUUCCAGUUUCAUUCAGUGUUGCUGUUUUCCUGUAAUAAAGACAAAUUGCUCAUUUCAGCUCCUCUCUGUCUCCCUCGGUCGCUCUCCCCCGUGCGCCACCUGCU
Molecule: messenger RNA, 3748 nt
Organism: Falco peregrinus (peregrine falcon)
Lineage: Eukaryota; Metazoa; Chordata; Aves; Falconiformes; Falconidae
Product: galanin receptor type 1-like
Exons: 1
Coding region: 1-1329 (442 amino acids)
Biological process (GO): neuropeptide signaling pathway
Cellular component (GO): membrane
Molecular function (GO): peptide binding; G protein-coupled receptor activity
Source: RefSeq, a predicted model, not a curated record